Molecule: messenger RNA, 4978 nt
Organism: Diospyros lotus (date-plum)
Lineage: Eukaryota; Viridiplantae; Streptophyta; Magnoliopsida; Ericales; Ebenaceae
Product: DNA repair protein RAD50
Exons: 28
Coding region: 237-4187 (1316 amino acids)
Biological process (GO): chromosome organization involved in meiotic cell cycle; telomere maintenance via telomerase; double-strand break repair
Cellular component (GO): Mre11 complex; condensed nuclear chromosome; nucleus
Molecular function (GO): single-stranded telomeric DNA binding; ATP hydrolysis activity; double-stranded telomeric DNA binding
Source: RefSeq, a predicted model, not a curated record
CGCCCAUUUCGACAGUGGUUGCAGUGACAUGACAUCCCUUCUCCAUCUUCUUCAUCUUUGUCUAUACAUACACUCUGUAUGUAUGUAAAACCUUCAAUCCCCGCUCUCUCUCUCUCUCUCUCUCUCUAUCUAUAUAUACAUACGCGCACACGCACACACACUCUUGUAAUCUGACCAGAAGGUGACCGAGAAAUCUCCGGCAAAGUGACCCUGAAAUCUGCAGCAAAGGGGAGAAGAUGAGCACGGUGGAUAAGAUGCUGAUAAAGGGUAUCCGGAGUUUCGACCCGGAGAACAAGAACGUCAUCACCUUCUUCAGGCCGCUAACCCUCAUUGUGGGACCCAACGGCGCCGGAAAAACUACCAUUAUCGAGUCCUUGAAGCUGGCUUGUACUGGCGAGUUGCCCCCAAAUGCCCGCUCUGGUCAUAGCUUCAUCCAUGACCCCAAGGUUGCAGGGGAGACAGAAACAAAGGGUCAGAUAAAGCUUCGCUUCAAGACAGCAGCUGGUAAGGAUGUGGUGUGUAUAAGGUCAUUUCAGCUGACUCAGAAGGCAUCAAAGAUGGAAUACAAGGCAAUUGAGAGUGUGCUUCAAACAAUUAAUCCUCAUAGUGGAGAGAAAGUUUGCCUAAGCUAUAGAUGUGCUGACAUGGAUCGGGAAAUUCCUGCUCUUAUGGGUGUUUCAAAAGCUAUCCUUGAAAAUGUUAUAUUUGUGCAUCAAGAUGAGGCCAAUUGGCCAUUGCAAGAUCCUUCUACUUUGAAAAAGAAGUUUGAUGAUAUAUUUUCGGCAACUAGGUACACAAAAGCCCUUGAGGUAAUUAAAAAGCUUCACAAGGAACAGGCUCAAGAGAUAAAGACUUACAAGCUAAAGUUGGAGCAUCUUCAAACAUUGAAAGAUGCUGCAUAUAAGCUCCGUGAAAGCAUAUCCCAGGAUCACGAGAAAACAGAAGCAUUAAAGAGUCAAAUGCAGGAGCUAGAAAGAAACAUACAGAACAUGGAUGCUAAGAUCCAUCACACUGAAUUAACAUUAAAAGAUCUGCGGAAACUUCAGGAACAGAUAUCAACCAAGACUGCUGAGAGAAGCACUUUAUUCAAGGAGCAGCAGAAACAGUACGCAGCUCUUGCUGAGGAGAAUGAAGACACGGACGAAGAGUUGAAGGAAUGGAAAACCAAGUUUGAGGAAAGGAUUGCACUUCUGGAAUCUAAAAUUAGCAAGCUGGAGAGGGAAAUGAAUGACACAGACACAAAAAGUUCUUUCCUUAAGCAGACAAUUAAUGACUAUAUCUGGGAGAUCAGCAAACUUCUGACUGAGGCUGAAGCUCAUGUCUCUUUGAAGAAUGAACGAGACUCAAUUAUUCAAAAGCUUUUUUCAAGGCAUAAUUUAGGCUCUCUUCCAAGUGUCCCAUUCAGCAAUGAAGUUGCUUUGAACCUCACUAACCGCAUCAAAUCAAGGUUAACAUACCUUGAGAAGGACUUGGAAGACAAAAAGAAAUCAAAUGAAUUAGAACUUAAGGUGGCAUUGGAUCGCUAUAUGGGUGCAAAUGACCGCUGGAAAGACAUUGAGGCUCAAAAACAAGCUAAGAUAGAGAUCAAGAGUGGUAUUCUGAAACGUAUAGAAGAGAAGGAGAAUGAACGUGAUUCAUUUGAACUCCAAAUUUCUAACGUGAAUCUCGUACAUAUUGACGAGAGAGAAAAGAACAUGCGUGUUGAGGUAGAGAGAAAGACGAAGCAACUUGCUGAAAGAGAAUUUGAAUCAAAUAUACGCCAAAAACAGGGUGAGAUUUAUGCCAUUGAACAGAGAAUUAAAGCUCUUAACCGUGAGAAAGAUAUCAUGGCUGCUGAUUCUGAGGAUAGAGUUAAAUUGUCUCUAAAGAAGGCAGAGUUGGAAAAUCUGAAGAAUAAGCAUAAAAAGAUAAUGGGUGAAUGCAAAGAUAGAGUUAGGGGAGUGCUUAAGGGAAGACUUCCUCCUGACAAGGAUUUGAAAAAAGAAGUUGCACAAGCCCUAAGGGCUCAUGUAAUUGAGUUUGAUGACUUGAACUCUAAAUCACGCGAGGCUGAGAAGGAGGUGAAUAUGUUGCAGAUGAAAAUACAAGAAGUUAAUAGUAACUUGACCAAACUUCACAAGGAUAAGGAUUCUAGAAAGAGAUUUAUUGAAUCAAAACUCCAAUCUUUGAAUCAGCAGUUCUCUGGCAUUGACUUUUAUCCUCAAGUUUUGGAUUCAGCCAAGGAAAAAAGAGAUGUGCAGAAAAGCAAAUACAACAUUGCUGAUGGUAUGCGGCAGAUGUUUGAUCCUUUUGAAAGAGUUGCUCGUGCUCAUCAUAUUUGUCCUUGCUGUGAGCGCCCUUUCUCUGCUGAAGAGGAAGACAACUUUGUUAAAAAGCAAAGGGUGAAGGCUGCAAGUUCUGCUGAGCAUAUGAAAGUGUUGGCCGUAGAGUCUUCAAGUGCUGAUUCCUUCUUCCAGCAGUUAGACAAGCUUCGUGUGGUAUAUGAAGAAUAUGCUAAAAUUGGCAGGGAAACAAUUCCUCUUGCAGAGAAAAAUUUGAAUGAACUAAAUGAGGAAUUGGAUCAAAAAUCUCAGGCACUUGAUGAUGUUUUGGGUGUCUUGGCUCAAAUAAAGGCUGAUAAGGAUUCUGUUGAGGCCUUGAUGCAACCUGUAGAAACUGUUGAUAGGCUUUACCAGGAAAUACAUGCUCUGCAAAAGCAAGUUGAUGAUUUGGAGUAUAAGCUUGAUUUUCGGGGGCAAGGUGUUAAGUCUAUGGAGGAUAUUCAGUUGGAGCUGAACAACUUGCAGAGCACAAAAGAUAGUUUGCAUAAUGAUCUGGAAAAGUUAAGAGAUGAACAAAGGUAUAUGGAAAAUGACCUGUCAAGUAUUCAGAUACGAUGGCAUACCACAAGGGAAGAGAAGGUGAAAGCAGCUAAUACAUUGCGUGAUGUAAAAAAGGCAGAGGAGGAGUUGGAUCGUUUGGCAGAGGAGAAAAGUCAAGUUGAGCUUGAUGAGAAGCAUUUGGCAGAGUCCCUUGGCCCUUUAUCCAAGGAAAAAGAGAAAUUGCUUAGUGACUACAACGAUUUGAAAGUCAAGCUUAAUUGUGAAUAUGAGGAGCAGGCUGAAGUCAGAAGAAAUUAUCAACAAGAAAUUGAGACACUUAUUAGAGUGACUUCCAAGAUUAAAGAGUACAAUGAUUCAAGAAAAGGGGAGAGGCUGAAGGAACUGCAAGAAAAACAGACUCUAUCUGAAUCUCAACUUCAAAGUUGUGAUGUCAGGAAACAGGAGAUUUUGGCUGAGCUAAACAAAAGUAAAGAUUUGAUGCGAAAUCAAGAUCAGUUAAGACGUAAUAUUGAGGACAACUUGAAUUAUAGGAAAACGAAGGCUGAAGUAGAUGAGCUCACUCAUGAGAUUGAAUCACUGGAAGAGAAAAUACUUAAGAUUGGUGGAGUUUCAACCAUUGAAUCUGAUCUUGUAAAAUUGUCUCAAGAAAGAGAGAGGCUUCUUUCAGAGUUAAACAGGUGCCACGGUACAAUGUCUGUAUAUCAGAGCAAUAUUUCAAAGAAUAAAGUUGAUCUUAAACAAGCACAGUACAAGGAAAUUGACAAACGGUACUUUGAUCAGCUUAUCCUGCUCAAGACAACCGAGAUGGCAAACAAGGACCUGGAUAGAUAUUACAAUGCUCUGGACAAAGCACUUAUGCGCUUCCACACAAUGAAAAUGGAAGAAAUAAAUAAAAUUAUAAGGGAAUUGUGGCAGCAAACUUACAGAGGUCAGGAUAUAGAUUAUAUAAGCAUUCAUUCAGAUUCAGAAGGUGCUGGAACUCGAUCUUACAGUUACAGGGUCCUAAUGCAAACUGGUGAUGCAGAGCUAGAAAUGCGAGGAAGGUGUAGUGCUGGUCAAAAGGUCCUUGCUUCUCUUAUUAUACGGUUAGCAUUAGCCGAGACUUUUUGCCUCAACUGUGGUAUACUAGCACUUGACGAACCAACCACCAACUUAGAUGGCCCGAAUGCAGAGAGUCUGGCUGCAGCUCUCUUGAGAAUCAUGGAGGACCGAAAAGGCCAAGAAAAUUUCCAACUGAUAGUAAUCACUCACGAUGAGCGAUUUGCUCAACUUAUUGGCCAACGCCAGCAUGCAGAAAGAUAUUACCGGGUCUCAAAAGAUGACCAUCAGCACAGCAUUAUUGAAUCCCAGGAGAUCUUCGAUUGAAACUCAUCACAACCUUAUGAAGUUGAAGAAGUAUCCCAGCCGACUUCUAAUAAAGCAUUUCUUGGAGGCCAAGAACAGCCGAAGCAUUAAGAAAAGUGCGAAAGUCAAAAGUCAAGUUUUCUCAGAACUUCAUCCCCAAGCAAACAACUCUUAUCCUUAUCCUAUAGGCCCUAUAUAUAUAUAAGUACUUAUGAUGAUGAUUUGUCAAGCACACAAUUUGAAGCAAAAAUGACCGAGAUUGAAACCCAUCUUCCAUCUGAUGUUCCUCCGCCGCCGCCGCCUCCCGGAGGGCAAGAUGGCCGCGUUGACGGCGGCCACCACCACGGUCGCGGCUGGGGCCACCACCACCGUGGCCGGUGGCACCGCUGCCACCACGGCCAUGGCAGGGGGCACCAUGGCCCCCCCAAUCCGGAUGGUGGCAACUACUACAUAGGGGGUCCAGAUGGCAGCGGCCGCGGGGGAGCUCCUGAGGGUGGCUGGCGGGGCAGAGGUUGCUGGAGACGCCGGUGGGGCAGAGGCGGAGAGCGUCACCAGCAUGGAGGACGUGAAGAAGGCCAUGGCAGGGCGGAGAACCGGGAGCUAGUCAUCGUGGAAGAAUACAAUCCUUUCGAAUGAAUAGAGAAGGCCUGAUCUGUAGACAUAUAGACCAUUAUGUAUGAAUAAUGAGCCGAGGGAUGUAUUGAGCUCUUAUGUAUUGUACAAUGUCUUUGGAGUUAUUUUGCCUCUUUUUCUCUAUGCUUCUUGCUCUUGUAAACACUAAUCACAGUCCAUAAUAAAUGGAAGAUUUCUAA